Vicia villosa (hairy vetch) is the source of this 756-nucleotide messenger RNA. RefSeq lists its product as uncharacterized. The coding region runs from base 1 to 756 and encodes 251 amino acids. Lineage: Eukaryota; Viridiplantae; Streptophyta; Magnoliopsida; Fabales; Fabaceae. The transcript has 3 exons. The record is from RefSeq and is a predicted model, not a curated record.
AUGCCGUGCACUGUGUUACCUUUGGUUGUUGCCUUUCUGCCACUUUUUCAAGCUGUUGACUUUCUGCCACUUUUUCAAGUUGCUGCAAGCUCUGUGCCACUUUUUCAGGAGUUACCUAGCCUGACAUCUAUUAAGGAGCUUAGGAUUUCUAGCAGUGGAUUAAAAGUCAAAUACCAUAAGAAUGGGACCAUAAGUCAAAAAGGUAUAAAUACUGUAACUCAUAAGUCAUUGUCUGAGGUUGAGAAUAAUGGAGAGGAGAAUUCGAAGAGUCAAGAGAAAGCGCCGGAGUUAAUUUUAUCAUCGUUGAAUGAACUGAACCUUUUGAAAUCGGAGAGUUCUGAAUCAGAUGCGGGUUCUAGCUAUGAGCAGAGAACAUCGUCUUCAAUUUCACCGAAAGAUUACGCACUAGAAAUGGAAGGCUCCCGCAACAAAGAGUUCUUCAUUGACAGGUUCAUGAGUUCGAACACUCAGAAUUUGGAUUUGAUGGGGAAUUAUCCGAUUCAGAUGAGUUUGGCGAUAAUUCUCUCAAUAUUCCUCUGUGAUAGCAAUACUAUGUUCCUUCCUAAUUCCUAUUGCUGCAACAAUUCUAUAUCGAUGAUGAAAAGUGAUAGCAAUACAUUAAACUUGCAAAACAAAAAUUUUUCUUGGGGAGGAUUGAUGGAAAAUCAUCAUCAUCAUACAGUAGAAGCUAAGUGGGAUAAUAAUAAUACUAAUAAUCAUCAUACAACACACAACUUUGAAAACACAAGUCGUUAG